Molecule: messenger RNA, 642 nt
Organism: Mixia osmundae IAM 14324
Lineage: Eukaryota; Fungi; Basidiomycota; Mixiomycetes; Mixiales; Mixiaceae
Exons: 5
Coding region: 17-229 (70 amino acids)
Cellular component (GO): mitochondrion
Source: RefSeq, a predicted model, not a curated record
GGCCAGUCAGGAAGCAAUGGCCAAGGCGAGGCUACCACUAGGUUGGAGGGACAAUUGCGCAGGACUGCUGAUACCACUCAACAAGUGCCGGCAUGAGAACUUCUACCUGCCAUGGAAGUGCACAGAUGAGAAGCACGGCUACGAGAAAUGCCAGUAUGAAGACAUGAUGCGGCGGAUGAAGAUCGCCCAGAGACAACUCGUCGCUAAAGCGCAAGAGGAAGAAGAGUAGACGCUCCCUCUCCUGCUGUAUCUCUACUGUACACCCACUUGCAUCCCCUCGCGCUCGGUCUCCGCGUUUGCACUGCGCGCUCACCUCACGGAAAUGCACUGACCUUUGCCCGCCAGCCCGUCGUGGCGCUUCACACCUUGCUGUGCAAUCCUGCUGCGGAGUACGACCUCUCUGACUCGACCCAUGUGACGCAGCACAUCUAGUAUGAGAUACUCUGUGCUGCUCUUGACCCUGCUCGCCAGCUUGACCGCAGCACAGCAAAAGCCAGUCACGGUGCCUGAGCCUGGCGAACGCGUCUCACUCGAUAUACCUCCGCCCGCCCCUGCUCCAGCUCCAGCAGGACCACCUAUCCUCGCUCAACAAGCUCCACCAGUACCUGUCUUGCAAGCACCGGCACCUCCGCCUGCCGCUGA